ACAUCUGCCUGGAGAGCGCAGUUCUGCGUUCGGCAGUUAACUCCGUGAAGAGGCAGCCCGACGCACUCGGACCAAAGCGGCGCAUAAAGCCAGCUAGCGCUAGCAGCGGACUGUUGAACGCACGGCAGCACAGCGGGACGCUCCGACAAGGGGAGGAAGGUGCAUUAAAGCCUUCAGUGUCUUCACCUCCAGGACGCGCGCACGUUUCGACUCGGUUCUGUCACAGCUCAGCCGAAACGCGUACAUUUCGGAGUCCACAUCCCACCCAUGAUCACGGUGCUGCCAAGGACAGGCCGGGACCAGGACGACAGAGUGACAGACAGCCGGACGGACAGACGGAAGGCAUGGCCUCCAUCGCAGACUACUACGCCGGGAAGAACGUGCUCAUCACCGGGGCGACGGGGUUCAUGGGAAAGGUGCUGGUGGAGAAGCUGCUCCGCUCCUGCCCCGACGUCAACGCCCUCUACAUCCUGGUGAGGCCCAAGGCCGGCCAAUCGAUGCAAGAGCGGGUCACGGACAUGAUGAAGUGCAAGCUGUUCGACCGCGUGCGGGAGGAGAACCCAGACUUCCACCGGAAGAUCGUGCCCAUCAGCAGUGAGCUGAUGCAGCCCGGCCUGGCCAUCAGCCCCGAGGACGUGGAGAGGCUAACCGCCUGCAUCAACGUCGUCUUCCACUGCGCCGCCACCAUCCGCUUCGACGAGCCGCUUAAACAUGCCCUGCAGCUGAACGUGAUCGCCACACAGCAGCUCCUGAGUCUGGCGCGGCAGAUGGGCAACCUGGAAGCCUUCGUCCACGUCUCCACCGCCUACGCCAACUGCAACCGCCGGCACAUCGACGAGGUCAUCUACCCCCCGCCUGUGGAGCCCAAGAAGCUCAUCGACUCGCUCGAGUGGAUGGAUGACGGCAUCGUGCGUGACAUCACGCCGCGCCUCAUCGGGGACCGGCCAAACACCUACACCUACACCAAAGCGCUGGCUGAGUACGUGGUGCAGCAGGAGAGCAGCAAGCUCAACAUCGGCAUCAUCCGGCCGUCCAUCGUAGGAGCCAGCUGGCAGGAGCCCUUCCCUGGCUGGAUCGACAACUUCAAUGGACCAAGUGGAGUCUUCAUUGCUGCGGGAAAGGGGAUUCUGCGCACCAUGAGGGCCAAUAACGACGCGGUGGCCGACCUCAUCCCCGUGGACGUGGUCAUCAAUCUCACCCUGGCCGUGGGCUGGUACACAGCUGUGCACAGACCGAAAUCGGCGCUGGUGUACAACUGCACAACAGGUGGCAUUAACCCCUUCCACUGGGGUGAGAUCGAGCACCAUGUGAUGUCCACCUUCAAGAGGAACCCCCUGGAGCAGGCCUUCCGCCGGCCCAACGCCAACAUCACUUCCAACUACCUGAUCAACCAGUACUGGAUCCUGGUCAGCCACAAGUUUCCUGCCCUGAUCUACGACCUCUACCUGCGACUGUCUGGACAGAAGCCACAGAUGAUGCGGAUCUUUAACAGGCUGCACAAGGCCAUCAGGCUGCUGGAGUACUUCAGCAGCCAGGACUGGGAGUGGAGCUCGGAGAACGUGAACAUGCUGAUGGGCCAGCUAAGCGCUGAGGACAGGAAGAAAUUCAACUUUGACGUUCGUCAGCUGAACUGGCCGGAGUACAUAGAGAACUACUGCAUCGGGACCAAAAAAUACGUUCUGAACGAGGACAUGUCGGACAUCCCUGCUGCCAGGCAGCACCUGAAGAAGCUGAGGAACAUCCGCUACACCUUCAACACCCUCCUGCUGGUCUUCAUCUGGCGGGUCUUCAUCGCCCGCUCGCAGAUGGCCCGCAACAUCUGGUACUUCGUGGUGAGCCUCUGCUUCAAGUUCCUGUCCUACUUCAGAGCGUCCAGCACCCUGACUGCCUGAAAGGGGGGAGGGGGGGGGACGCCGCUCCGCUCCUCCCUGUCCUGCCUCUGUCCCAAACCAGGGAUUCCCCCCCUCCCCCCCUCCACCCGUCCA
Messenger RNA from Megalops cyprinoides (Indo-Pacific tarpon), 1985 nucleotides. RefSeq names its product fatty acyl-CoA reductase 1-like. The record is from RefSeq and is a predicted model, not a curated record. The transcript is spliced from 12 exons. Lineage: Eukaryota; Metazoa; Chordata; Actinopteri; Elopiformes; Megalopidae. Bases 345 to 1892 code for a protein of 515 amino acids. Gene Ontology annotation, cellular component: peroxisome. Gene Ontology annotation, biological process: long-chain fatty-acyl-CoA metabolic process. Gene Ontology annotation, molecular function: alcohol-forming very long-chain fatty acyl-CoA reductase (NADP+) activity.